Pisolithus orientalis is the source of this 1407-nucleotide messenger RNA. RefSeq names its product actin actin-like protein. NCBI's taxonomy places the organism in Eukaryota, Fungi, Basidiomycota, Agaricomycetes, Boletales, Pisolithaceae. Gene Ontology annotation, cellular component: actin cortical patch; Arp2/3 protein complex. Gene Ontology annotation, biological process: Arp2/3 complex-mediated actin nucleation. Bases 107 to 1279 code for a protein of 390 amino acids. Gene Ontology annotation, molecular function: actin filament binding. The record is from RefSeq and is a predicted model, not a curated record. The transcript is spliced from 8 exons.
UAGGACGCAAAGCCGGGUAAACAGCCGUGAUCAAGUAGUAACUUGUCUGUACAAACACUCAUAAGUAUUCCAACGACAAUCUACCCUCAACGAGAUCGGAGCAUCGAUGGACCAGGAUCCUCCUCUCGUGGUCGACAAUGGAACUGGUUUUGUGAAAGUAGGAUUCGCAGGAUCCAACUUCCCAGAACAUGUCUUUCCCUCUAUCGUCGGGCGCCCCAUCUUGCGAGCGGAGGAGCGUGUGGGGUCAGCCGUGAUCAAGGAUAUCAUGAUCGGCGACGACGCUGCGGAGAAUCGCAAUUACCUCCAGGUCACACAACCAAUGGAGCACGGUAUAGUGCGCAACUGGGAGGACAUGAAACAUCUCUGGGACUAUACCUUUGACACGAAAUUGAAAGUCGAUCCCCGCGGACGCAAGGUUUUGCUCACGGAACCACCCAUGAACCCAAAGGCGAACAGACAACGGAUGGUGCAGGUCAUGUUUGAGGAGUAUGGCUUCCAGGGCGUCUAUGUUGCUAUACAAGCCGUCCUGACACUUUAUGCACAAGGUUUGACGACGGGUGUCGUGGUAGACUCGGGAGACGGUGUCACGCACAUCGUACCUGUCUACGAAGGCUUCGCUCUUCCACAUCUUACACGCCGUUUAGACAUCGCUGGUCGAGAUGUGACGCGAUACCUCAUCAAACUUUUACUCAUGAGAGGAUAUGCAUUCAACCGUACCGCUGAUUUCGAGACCGUGCGGGAAAUUAAAGAAAAGCUCUGUUACGUCAGUUACGACCUCGAUCUUGAUCAGCGGUUGUCAGAGGAAACCACUGUCCUUGUCGAGAGUUAUACGCUCCCAGAUGGUCGAACGAUCAAAGUUGGCUCUGAACGCUUCGAAGCGCCAGAGUGCAUGUUCCAACCUCAUCUUGUCGAUGUCGAUCAACCCGGCGUAGCAGAAAUGCUUUUCGAAACCAUUCAAAGUGCAGCCGUUGACAUUCGCCAGGAAUUGUACAAGCACAUCGUUCUUUCUGGAGGUUCAAGCAUGUACCCAGGCCUUCCAAGUCGCCUUGAGAAGGAAAUGAAACAACUUUACCUAACCCGGGUUCUUAAAAGCGACCCAUCUCGACUUAACAAAUUCAAAAUUCGUAUUGAAGAUCCCCCACGUCGAAAACAUAUGGUCUUCCUUGGUGGUGCUGUUCUAGCAGACAUCAUGAAGAACCGCGAGGAAUUCUGGAUAACUAGGGAGGAAUGGUUCGAGCAAGGCAUUCGGUCCCUUGACAAGCUCUCGCGGGGCGAGUAACGAUUACACAGUGGCUAUCAAGAGAACCGGAUUAUGAUACGCAGAUCCUGCAAUGUAAUAUUUUUUCCUGCAGACCUCUGCUGGCAUGCAAAUGAAGUCAUGACUUCGCGAAGAUAUUAUUCGUUCGA